UUUCUCUCUGUCUCUCUCUCUCUCCUCUCAAGCUUACCCCAUUCUUCCUAUCCCUCUUCCGUCGCAAGUAUUAAAUUCGUCUUCCUCCCGGGAACGGCGCUAAGAUCGAACUCCCCUCGUCAUAAACCUUCAUUGGGUUUACCCCCUUACCCCCUUCCUUAGCUUCGCCUUCCCCCUUCACAUUUCCCACACACUGGUGCUUCACCGAGCUGAGCGAGAAGGAGAAAGAGAGAAAGAAAGACCAGACGCGCCAGAACUCAGAGAGUAAGAGAGAGGCUCACUCGACAACCGAAAAAAAAAAAAUUACCCCAUCUUCAUCUCGCUCUUCUUUCAUCUCACUACACACAACAAACUACACACACAUUCAUACACACACGCGCUCCGCCCGCGCUACUUCUCUUUCCUCUCACUAGCACCACGGGAAAACCGCACUACGCAAGACACACGCACGCACGCACGCACGUUCUUUGCUUCCAGCAUUCGGCAGCGGCAGCACGAGCACGUACCUCGCUCGUCGACGUCGUCAAGUCGAGUAAAGUCGGAAAGACCAGAGGAAGGAGCAUCCACCCUCCGCCACCACUCGUGCCCACCAGCCCACUCACCCACCCACCUCGCCCUCCAGUAUCCGUACACUACGUACCUGCUCUCGUACCAAGGCCAAGGUCAACCACGCCCCCCUACCGCACGAGCAUCGAAGCAUCAGCACCCACCACUCAGCUACCUUAGCUACCGUACAUACAGUCUACGGAGUAUUCCUACACCUCUCUCUCUCACCCGACACGACACUACCGUACCUCGCCCAGCCUGUCGAAAGCUGUGCUGGCUGUCUACCAGACUCUCCUCGCUCUUGCUGCGUGUGAGUGAGUACGCACUGCUCCUGCAGCAACCAGCGCAUCACCCAACUCAUCACCACCCUCCUCCGCACUGCAUCACCGCGCUCAGUCGCUUCUUCUGCGUUGCAGCACCUGCAUCCCACAGUCUCCUGCAUCCUGCCAGCCAGAUCAGACAAGAGUCAGUUGCUUUCUCGGGACUCCCAUCUGCCAUCUCGUCAAGUCAGGUCCCGACCUCUACACCAGGCCAAAUCCAGACACACGCCAACCCCGAUCAAAGAAGAGGCACACCCUACGCUAUACGCAAAGAGGAACCCUUCGACAUCCCAUCCUUUUCGCCAACCCCACUCAACCUUUAGUCUCCCUCUCCUCGGUGUACGGAGUACCUACCCUCUCAUACGCCUACGGCACUGUUCGCCGCCUUUGGCCCAGGUUCCAUACACACACCCAGCUCGUGGGCCUUCCCACCCCUGUCCUAUCUCCGAUCCAGACGCUAAGGACUCGCUCGGCCUGAACUCAAGCGGAGAGCCCAGCCCAUCCAUUACUACUUAGCGCACUAUUUUAGUGUCGCUCUCCCCAGGCAAUACCGUCAACCUCUUUCUCAGCCAAAGCGAGUAAGAGCCAGAGGAAAGAAAAAAAAAAGAGGCGUCCUUUCCGUGAUCUGGCAAAGACAACGCUAUCCUUGCCACUUUGAGAGAUCCUCGCUCAGGGCCGUGGCUAGCGACUUUGUUGUCAUCACAUCCCCAUUUAACCAUAAACCCGAGCCCUUGGGUGGCCCGCGCUAUCUUGGCCGCCAUCUUUAUACACCAUCGUCGCGCCGCCUCAAGUCUCACUUCACUCCCGACAUCAGUUGUCUACUACUACUACUACUUCUUCCAUUAUCCUUCUUUUCCUUCUUCAAGUGCAAGCCCAACCCGCUACCGCUACUUGAAAGACCGCUUCCUGAGCCAUCCCAUCGACCGCUCUUGCACCCGGAAAAGAAGAGAAAAGGAACCGUCUACCACGAACCUGCGAAUCAUUUCCCCGUUGGCUUGAGAACUAAGGACUCUCCGGCCAAUUCUUUGCGACCCAAGACGUUCCUCUGAACUGUAGCAUGUUCUUGGUCCCAACGCAACACCAGUUCGUUGACAACCACGCAUCACUGCUCUCUUCAGGCUCGCCACAGCUUGGAGGUUCCCGCCCAGAAGCCGCUGCCAUCAGCUCGCUCCUGACCUCGCUCAGCACCUCUAUGGAACGCAGUGCUACCGAGUACUCGCAGUCAGGUUUGCCUUCGCCUUACCCAAGCAACUGCGGCGACACCCGUUCUGAAGGUUCAUCUGCAGAUCACGCAUCUGCUGCGCAAUACGCGACCCAACAAGAGGUUCGCCCCAGCAACUACUCGACCUCAGCGACGCCCACCUCCGAGUACAGCGUCUACCCGCCUUCUGCGCGGUCAGGAUCCUUCCCUGAACACAUUCAGCGAUCAUACCAUCCUGCUAGCAACCACAACGGUGGCAGCGGAGGCAUGGCGCAACAAGCAAGCAGUCCGUCUUUGCCCCAGCAAGAUGGCCGUAACCAUCAGGUCCCUCUGGCCAAGUCUGACCACGAUGUACCCAUAGAUCCGUCGAUAGCGGCGCCGAGUCCUACCUACGCGUACGGACAGCCCUCUCCCUACGGUCCUCCCCCCGGAGACAUGUCGCAUUCCUACCAGCAUCCCGCCUACCAACCCCGUCCCGAUUGGACCGGCUACGGCCAACACAGCGCCGGUCCCCUGACUCCCGCAAGCCACGUCUUUCCCCCGACACCGAGCUCUGCCCCUCCCCAGGGACGACCCAGCCAGGUAUACUCUUUCGUUCCAAUCCCGGGUGCCCAGCAGCACAAGCGACCCCGUCGACGAUAUGAGGAGAUUGAGCGCAUGUACAAGUGCGGCUGGAAUGGUUGCGAGAAGGCUUAUGGCACAUUGAACCAUCUCAACGCACACGUCACAAUGCAGUCUCACGGACAGAAGAGAACACCUGAAGAGUUCAAGGAAAUCCGCAAGGAAUGGAAGCAACGCAAGAAGGAGGAGGAGGCCGCUCGUAAGGCCGAGGACGAACGUCAGCGUCAAGCUGCGGCCGCCGCACAGGCCGCUGCCCAGAACGGUUCAGGUGAUCCUCAGUCUGCACCCGACGGCUCAUCGUCAGCUUCUGCAUACGCGCCUGGUCGCCAGGUCCAGUUGCCGCCCAUCGGAUAUCAGCCCUCGCAGUACCCUGCGCCCCCGUCUGGAGGUGUUGCGCAGCAGCCUCUGCCCGAGUACAACGGCUCCCACAUGUACUCGGCCAACUACCAACCUCAGUCUCCCUACGGCCAGCCGAACCAGAGCAUGUACAACUCACAUAACGGUGCUCAGGCUUCAAGCCACUGAGGACGGCUGACCCGCCAACGAAAGGGACCCAACCGUAAUGAUGAAAGAGGAGAUGAGCUUGUACAUUAUCGGGUUCCCUUUCACACGACGACAGCCGCACAUCCGUAAAUGUCUAUACUACGAACUUUCAACUUCGUUUCCUUCGGCUACUAGACGCGCGGCAAAAUUCUGGUUUACGAAGCGAUAUCCGCCAAUUGAUGGCUUUGGGAUUUUCACGUUUCGAUCGAGUACACGCACAGCAUGGUUUCGAUGCGUUACCACCAUUUUCAUAGGCGCCUCAGGCACACCCGUCUGAGGCUUGAUCAUUCACAUCGCGAUGCGAUGCUGAUGUUUCUUCCUCGGUUUUCUUUUCUCCACAUAAGAUGAUGCAUUGGGCAACGGCUUUUUCCUUGGACCGGUGUGGUUUCUGCAUUUACGAGAACGGUUGAGAGGGGUCAUGAUUUGACGAAACGGGUGGAGGCUCGCUUUGGUUGGCCAUUCAUGGUCUCAGUUUGGAGAGGGUUUCUUGACAUGGGCGCAAGCCGGCUUCGAUUUGAACGAUGUCACGGGCUCGAUAUUUGAUCUCACGGAGCAGUCUCGCCCCCGAGCAAUCGAGGACAAAGAUGCUCCGUGAUGAUUGGGAAAAGGACGACCGGCCUGAUGCCUGGGGGUUAAGCACGAUCGAGACCCCAACUCUCCAUCCUUUGCAGACGAUACCUUUUUCCUUUUCAAGACUUGGGUCCCUCGAGGGAGCUGCUCUUCUCGGAUGGCGAUAAGGAUUUUCGGAAAAUGGGGACUUUUUUCUCGGUAGAGGGCGAAAGCACAGGAUUGGCAAGGACGGACCUUUGGAGUGGCCGAGAUACCUAUACAUACACGGACGUUCAGGGCGUCGACAGAAUGCGUUUGACAGUUGAUUUGCUUUUUUCGCGGUGGAAAAGG
This is a messenger RNA of Colletotrichum scovillei, 4131 nucleotides long. RefSeq lists its product as uncharacterized. Gene Ontology annotation, biological process: regulation of DNA-templated transcription. The record is from RefSeq and is a predicted model, not a curated record. Bases 1924 to 3213 code for a protein of 429 amino acids. The transcript has 4 exons. NCBI's taxonomy places the organism in Eukaryota, Fungi, Ascomycota, Sordariomycetes, Glomerellales, Glomerellaceae.